GAUAGAGUGGGAUAGGGUGAGGAGCGAGGAAGGGCGGCAGUGAGACUGCGAAAGAGAAAUUAAGGAUAAAAGCGAGAAACGCACGGAAAGCGAGUGAGGGGGCGUAGGUCUGUGAGGCGAUAGAGGGUGAGAUAGACGCACACAUAUGCCUAUGUAUGUACGUAUGUACGUACGUAUGCAUGCAUGUACACAUGCAUGUAUGUAUGUAUGUAUGUAUAUGCAUAGACGUAUGUAUACGCGCAUGUAAGAGGAGACAGAUAGAGGCAUCACGCGGGAGCAAGAGGCUACGUCCAGGAGCUUCUUCGUCGGCCCCUCGCUCCUUAAGGCUCAUCGCCCCGAGAAAUGGACGUUGCGUCGGGGGCUGCUGCUGAUACCUCGCGGCCUCGCAGCGCAGCACAUAAGCGCCGACGAUAAUAUAUGGAUGCCCAUGGCUGGAACCUGGCCGAAAUGUGCCAGCGCUACCAUCACGGCGGCGUCGCCUCGUCAGCGGCCACCUCCCCGGUUCGAGAACAGCAAACGCCCGGCAUUAUCCAACCCCAACAACAGCAACAACAGCAGCAACAGCAACAGCAGCCGCACCACCAUCACCACCAUCAUCAUCAUCACCAACAACAUCAACAUCACCACAUUGACCAGCAUAGCCCGUCCUACUCUCAUUACACGAUGCUGGACAGCUACGAGAGAGGCGAGGUGACACCACCACCACCGGUGAGCAGCUACGGCGGCUCCCCCGGACUUCUGGCGCUUCACUCCUCGCUCUACGCAACGCCUACGUCACGGGCAUUCGACAUCGACUCGGGCAUUGACGGUAACGAGAGUCCCAUGUCCAUGGACACGCAGAUCAUACCGAUACCGGGAAUGUUGAGCGGUCCAGCGCAGCAGCGCCUCGAGGACAUGUCCUGGUUGGCUUCUGGUCCUUCCCUUCAGGAUUACCAGCAGGGUCUCGGCCCAAUGUCCGCCGGGGUGAAGAUGUGCCAUCCCGGAAGUGGAUCGGCCGCCGCCCGGAGCCUCAAAGAGCAACGCAUACGACGUCCGAUGAACGCUUUCAUGGUAUGGGCCAAGGUCGAGCGCAAGAAGCUCGCCGACGAAAAUCCUGACCUCCAUAAUGCAGACCUCAGCAAAAUGCUCGGAAAAAAGUGGCGAGGCCUUACACCGCAGGACAGGCGACCGUACGUCGAGGAAGCCGAGAGGUUAAGGGUCAUACACAUGCAGGAACAUCCGAACUACAAGUACCGGCCACGCAGACGGAAACACGCCAAACGGGCACCGGGGGCACCGUCCUCGCCCCCCUCCGCGACAAAUACCCCGGGCAAUAGGCCGAACCCCACUGGUACCACCAUCCAUCAUACCAUGUCCAAAAUAGACAACUACCAGGGCAUCCCCCAGAUGCCAUGGGGAGGCCACUCACCGAUCUCGUCGCUUUAUCACCAGCAGCAGCAACAGCAGCAGCAACAGCAGCAGCAACAGCAGCAGCAACAGCAGCAACAGCAGCAACAGCAGCAACAGCAUCAGCAGCAGCAGCAACAGCAGCAGCAGCAGCAACAGCCUGGCAUGCAGGACUACAAAUCGGAGAACAAUUCGCUCUACGGGAGCCCGUACACGCCGAUCAUUCACACACCCGACAUUUCGCCCGUCGCCAGUCCCGAGCCCGACGGUGAGAACGCACACUUGCCAGUGUCACAGAAUCCCGAUCCCGAGAGGGACCUGAUGGAAGCCUCUACCAAGCAGCACGGCGAUAUACCGGAUCAGAACAAGCGCUACUCCUACAUGAAUAGCGACAGUCAGCUGCACGUCGGUGGCCCGAGCAUAUCUUCCUGCGCCAAUACUGGAGGCGGAUACACCGAUACUCUUACAUACAAGAAGGUGAGUUAUUUGAACUUCGAGCGGCAGCAGUCGACGAGCAUCGCGGUGGGCAUCGCUAACGGUAUGAUGGUGUCGUGCAACAAGUUGCGAUCCGGUUUCGACAACGUUGGCAGUGUUACCGGCACCUUCUAUCCACCGGUGGCUUCGCCCCACGACCAGUCCCUCCACUACUCACCCCAAGCCCAAGCCCAGCAACCCAAGACCUACGGAGCGAUACAGCAACAGCAACAGCAGCAGCAGCAGCAGCAGCAGCAACAACAACAGCAGCAACAGCAGCAACAGCAGCAGCAACAACAGCAACAAGUACAGGACAGCGGAUACGGUGGUGUGCAAUGCGCGAAUAGACAGCAACAACAGCAACAGCAACAGAACAUGGGACUACGUCCCGCCGAGGGCUGCCCCGGAGUGUCCCAUCGCUACCAGAUCCCUCACCAUCCGGACUAUCCACCAGACAAUACGGCUAAUCAGCAGCAACAACAGCAACAGCAACAAGUUCCACUCGGACAUUUGGAGCCUCCAUCGGUAAUGCACGACGAGGAUCAAGAGCAUGUGAUGCAAUUAGAAAAAUACUUCAACAAGUACGCUCACCCGUCGAGCCUUAGUGCCGGUGGUGGCGGGGGCGGCGGUGGCGGCGGUGGCGGACACUCGAGCCUCGCCCCGCAAAAUCUCCUCGACAGCAAUCACAACUACGCAAGUGACCUGCGAUAUUACACACCGCAGCAGCAGCAACAACACGCCCAGCAGCAGCAACAACAACAGCAGCAACAACACCAGCUAGACAUGGCCAACGCUCAAUGUAUCCUCGAUGAGCAAGCGGCUAAGGAUCACCAAGCCAAUCAGUGUGCACAGAUGGGAAUGGGCCAUACCAUCGAACAGUACCACCAGAGCCUCGAAGCUUCCAAAUAUCAAGAGCAUCAACAACAACAACACGUUCAGCAACAGCAGCAGCAGCAACAACAACAACAGCAGCAGCAGCAGCAGCAACAACAACAACAACAACAACAGCAGCAGCAGCAGCACCAAACGGUCCAAGGUCAGAAUAUGGAACACGUGCCCAAAGCUACCGAUGACGAUUUCAGCGUUAUACUGGCGGACGUGCGCAAGACGUGCUACAGUAGCUAAUGUUAUUAUUGCACUUAUUAUUACUAUUUUCCUUUCGCGUUAAAUAAUUGAUGAUAUGGGAGUAUUGAUUGUGGCGUUGUGCCUCAUUCUGGCCUUCCACGGUGUCAUUCUGAACUGGCAUCGAUGAUGCGUAGAGCAAUUUUAAGUUAGAUAUUUGUGAAUUUAUAUGCUUAUCGAAUUACAUUAGUUUUUCAAUUAUGAUGGAAUAUUGCUGAAGAUUUUGAAAAUUUUAAAUGUACAUAAGAGGCGAUAAAAUUGUUGGUUUGUAAUAAAUAGUUGCACGAUAAUAUGCAGAUCCGACAAAAAAUUGCCUUAUAAACGUUAAAUUUUUAAUUUUUAUGAUCCGUAGAAGAUUUAAUUAUUAAAAGUAUUUUUCUUUUUUGCUUCGGCAUCACUAAU
Messenger RNA from Ceratosolen solmsi marchali, 3384 nucleotides. Its product is annotated as probable serine/threonine-protein kinase yakA. The record is from RefSeq and is a predicted model, not a curated record. Gene Ontology annotation, molecular function: RNA polymerase II cis-regulatory region sequence-specific DNA binding; DNA-binding transcription activator activity, RNA polymerase II-specific. Lineage: Eukaryota; Metazoa; Arthropoda; Insecta; Hymenoptera; Agaonidae. Gene Ontology annotation, cellular component: nucleus. Bases 418 to 2985 code for a protein of 855 amino acids. Gene Ontology annotation, biological process: cell differentiation; positive regulation of transcription by RNA polymerase II. The transcript has 8 exons.